Messenger RNA from Symbiodinium sp. CCMP2592, 366 nucleotides. The record is from the annotation of a GenBank genome assembly. NCBI's taxonomy places the organism in Eukaryota, Dinophyceae, Suessiales, Symbiodiniaceae.
AUGUCCUCAACCGCAGCCAUGGAUUGCGACUUGAGCCAUGAAACCUUUCCUGCCUCGCGCAAGCGACCCGUCUCUGAGUGCUCGGAGCUGCAGGUGGACCACUCGCUGCCCUUGCCGAGCCUGUCGACUGCUACCGUGGAGGAUGUGUACAAACUGCUCCUGCUUGCAGAGGAGCAACAUUUGAUGAGGCUGCGGCACUACUGCGAGGUGCGACGCAAGGUGGUUGAUCCCAAGCUUGUUUCGCCAGAAAUGAGAAAGUCAUCUCACCAGUACUUCGGGACACUAUCGGGGCACAGUCGCCCUAACAAAGAGACAUGCGACAGACAUCCCUUAAUUACGCUCAUGCCUAAAUCCUUUCGACUUUGA